Entrophospora sp. SA101 is the source of this 993-nucleotide messenger RNA. The record is from the annotation of a GenBank genome assembly. Lineage: Eukaryota; Fungi; Glomeromycota; Glomeromycetes; Entrophosporales; Entrophosporaceae.
AUGAAUAUAACGGAAAGUGCUAUUCAAGAAGAGAGUGAAAAAAUAAGUAAAUCGGCUAAAUCACUUUUAGAAGCACUAUUAUUGUCGGAAAUUGUUAGCCUCCAAUUUCUCGCAAAGGAAUGUGGUGCACGUGGAAUAGUUGGUGUACGUGAUCUUCUGCAAAGAUUUGCUAAUAAAAUGCAGGAUGUUAAUGAUAAAAAAAUAAUUCAAGAUAAUCUUGCAGACGUAGAUGCUGAUGAUGACACUACAAUAUAUGUCGGGAAAUGCAUUGAGGACUCUUACGAAUGGAUCAGUCGUUUUCAUGGGCAAUGUCAAUCUGAACGAACCGUCGACAUGUUUCUCGUUGGGCCUUGUGCAAAAACUCCGCAAACUAUAUUCACAUAUGGCGAAAACCAUUCAGAUGCUGAUCGUGAGGAUAAAACAGCUCGGUCACAGAACAGUCGUGUUGGCAAGCCAUGUGAUUUCUUAUAUUGGAGCUCAUCUCGAGAAGCUGGCAUUGGCGAAAACAGCGGGCCAACCCAUAAGGAUAAUCAUGACAAGGCGAGGACGGACUUCGUUGAUGUGAUUAAGGUCUGCAGGGCACAACAUAUCAAACUUGUGAUUCAAAUAAUCGAGCAGAGUGGGAGAAAUCCUCUGCCGGGGAGUCUACAAAAAGCAAUGGCUUCUAUAUUGAUACCGUUUUUCCAUGUAAUCGGAAUGAGAAUUCGGUUCUAUCUUCUGUUUCAAAUCAGCGGAGAUCUGUACGGUAUUUGGGAUUGGGCCUCGGAAGACUUACCAACGAAAGAUGCAGACGUGGGAGAAAUUGCUCUAUUAUGUAAAAGAUUUUUGGUUCACGGGUAUCUUAUAGAACGUGUGGGACGGAUGACAAACAUUCUUGCUAAGAAGUCUAAAACCUUAAAAGAUAAAAUAACUGGAGCCAGCGAGUCUUCCCAAUCAACAGUAAAGCUAAAUAAAUUUCGAACUUCCGUAAAAGAGAAAAAGCCAGCAAAGUAA